CUUCUAGCCUGAAAAUGAAAUUUCUUCAGACUGCAAUCAUUUGUUGUGGAAUUAUAAGCUGAACCUAACUACAGACCCCAAAUUUGAAUCUGUGGCCAGAGAGGUUUGCAAAUCUACUAUAACAGAGAUUAAAGAAUGUGCUGAUGAACCGGUUGGAAAAGGUUACAUGGUUUCCUGCUUGGUGGAUCACCGAGGCAACAUCACUGAGUAUCAGUGUCACCAGUACAUUACUAAGAUGACGGCCAUCAUUUUUAGUGAUUACCGUUUAAUCUGUGGCUUCAUGGAUGACUGCAAAAAUGACAUCAACAUUCUGAAAUGUGGCAGUAUUCGGCUUGGAGAAAAGGAUGCACAUUCACAAGGUGAGGUGGUAUCAUGCUUGGAGAAAGGCCUGGUGAAAGAAGCAGAAGAAAGAGAACCCAAGAUUCAAGUUUCUGAACUCUGCAAGAAAGCCAUUCUCCGGGUGGCUGAGCUGUCAUCGGAUGACUUUCACUUAGACCGGCAUUUAUAUUUUGCUUGCCGAGAUGAUCGGGAGCGUUUUUGUGAAAAUACACAAGCUGGUGAGGGCAGAGUGUAUAAGUGCCUCUUUAACCAUAAAUUUGAAGAAUCCAUGAGUGAAAAGUGUCGAGAAGCACUUACAACCCGCCAAAAGCUGAUUGCCCAGGAUUAUAAAGUCAGUUAUUCAUUGGCCAAAUCCUGUAAAAGUGACUUGAAGAAAUACCGGUGCAAUGUGGAAAACCUUCCGCGAUCGCGUGAAGCCAGGCUCUCCUACUUGUUAAUGUGCCUGGAGUCAGCUGUACACAGAGGGCGACAAGUCAGCAGUGAGUGCCAGGGGGAGAUGUUGGAUUACCGACGCAUGUUGAUGGAAGACUUUUCUCUGAGCCCUGAGAUCAUCCUAAGCUGUCGGGGGGAGAUUGAACACCAUUGUUCUGGAUUACAUCGAAAAGGGCGGACCCUACACUGUUUGAUGAAAGUAGUUCGAGGGGAGAAGGGGAACCUUGGAAUGAACUGCCAGCAGGCGCUUCAAACACUGAUUCAGGAGACUGACCCUGGUGCAGAUUACCGCAUUGAUCGAGCUUUGAAUGAAGCUUGUGAAUCUGUAAUCCAGACAGCCUGCAAACAUAUAAGAUCUGGAGACCCGAUGAUCUUGUCGUGCCUGAUGGAACAUUUAUACACAGAGAAGAUGGUAGAAGACUGUGAACACCGUCUCUUAGAGCUGCAGUAUUUCAUCUCCCGGGAUUGGAAGCUGGACCCUGUCCUGUACCGCAAGUGCCAGGGAGACGCUUCUCGUCUUUGCCACACCCACGGUUGGAAUGAGACCAGUGAAUUUAUGCCUCAGGGAGCUGUGUUCUCUUGUUUAUACAGACACGCCUACCGCACUGAGGAACAGGGAAGGAGGCUCUCACGGGAGUGCCGAGCUGAAGUCCAAAGGAUCCUACACCAGCGUGCCAUGGAUGUCAAGCUGGAUCCUGCCCUCCAGGAUAAGUGCCUGAUUGAUCUGGGAAAAUGGUGCAGUGAGAAAACAGAGACUGGACAGGAGCUGGAGUGCCUCCAGGACCAUCUGGAUGACUUGGUGGUGGAGUGUAGAGAUAUAGUUGGCAACCUCACUGAGUUAGAAUCAGAGGUAAGUGGUAUGCAGCUUACUCAUUGGAGGAGAGUGGCUGCCAGCAUCCUGGCCUUUUGUGUUCGAUUCUACUGUUUCUAGACUCCUGAGAGUGCA
Gorilla gorilla gorilla (western lowland gorilla) is the source of this 1717-nucleotide messenger RNA. Its product is annotated as Golgi apparatus protein 1-like. NCBI's taxonomy places the organism in Eukaryota, Metazoa, Chordata, Mammalia, Primates, Hominidae. The record is from RefSeq and is a predicted model, not a curated record. Gene Ontology annotation, cellular component: Golgi membrane. Gene Ontology annotation, molecular function: fibroblast growth factor binding. The transcript is spliced from 12 exons. The coding region runs from base 167 to 1702 and encodes 511 amino acids.